Molecule: messenger RNA, 987 nt
Organism: Pochonia chlamydosporia 170
Lineage: Eukaryota; Fungi; Ascomycota; Sordariomycetes; Hypocreales; Clavicipitaceae
Product: transaldolase
Exons: 4
Coding region: 1-987 (328 amino acids)
Biological process (GO): pentose-phosphate shunt, non-oxidative branch; defense response to Gram-negative bacterium; killing of cells of another organism
Cellular component (GO): membrane; intracellular anatomical structure
Molecular function (GO): transaldolase activity; pore-forming activity
Source: RefSeq, a predicted model, not a curated record
AUGGCGAAUGACCAGCUAAUCCUAGCUCUCUCCUUUCAGAGGCUUGCGUAUUUCGAGCUCAAGCAGAUAGAAUAUAAUUCCCGUCGUCUUUUACAUCACCACAUCAUUGCAGAGGCAUCAAUCGAUGCCAGCGCAUUGAGGAAUAUGCAAGGCAGCCUCAAUUCCGUGGAGUUUUUGGUUGAGAUUCUUAUGGUCAAGCUGCAGCUGCCAUUGAUUCAUAGAGUAACAGGACAUGUUCACAUAUCUACGAAUCCUAAAUUAUGCUACUCUACUCGCGCCACAGUUGCGAAUGCACACCGGCUCCUGUAUCUUUGCAUGGGUCUGGAUCAAGACGUGGACCUCAAGAGGAUAUGUAUUGACAUCCCUGCAACCUGGGAAGGCAUCAUGGCUUGUGGGAUUCUCCAGAAGCAGGGCAUUGCUACCUUAGCCACUGCGGUGUUCAGCUUGGAGCAAGCUGCCCUCGCCGCACUUCUUAAUUGUACAUAUGUGUCUCUCUUCAUCAAUGAGCUCAAAGUGCACUUUAGGCAAGGAUAUGUCGACUACGAAAACACGUCUCAUGAGGUUUGCCGACAAAUUCAUGCGCUUUACAUGUACAUGCAAUCCUCAACUGAGAUUAUGGCUGCGUCGUUUACCUCUGUUCAAGAUGUUAUGGAUCUAGCUGGCACACGACACAUUAUAGUCUCCCAGAGGCUGCUGUAUGAACUCAGGUCAAUCAACGCCGAUGCGUGGUAUGGUCAGCUUGGGGCUUAUUUUGCUCGGGCGCCUGCAGGAGACCAUUGGGAGACUAGAGAUUGGAGGCCGCUCAUGGUUUCUAAGGAAAGCGCAUGGAAACUUGCCUUCGCGAGAAGUGGUUUCGGCAGAAACGAGGCGAAGACAAUACAAGCCAUCAACUACCUCUGCGACUUCCAAGACCAACUGGAGCAGCUGGUGGCACUGAUAAUCGCCGCCAACCAACCCGCAGAAAAUUUGGGUGCAACGACACAUUGA